GCCUGCUCACAUCCGGUCGUAUAUAUUUUGCCACGAGUUAGCGGCGAAUUUGGAGAGUGUCCAUUUUGAACAGCGAGUCGGCGUCUCUGUUAUUUUUCCCCCUUAAAUCUUUUAAAGACCCCACCGUCAGAAUGGCAGAUGCUGAGACUCUCCUCAUGGAGACAUCAGACCAGAACGGAGCAGAGGGAGAGGAGGACCAGAAUGGAGCUGAGCAGGAGCUGAUGGGUGGAGACGACGACUGCCUGGAGAGCCAGGAUAGCCAGGAAGGUCAGGACAAUGGCGGAGAUGGAGGCAAGAUUGAUGCCAGCAAAGGAGAGGAGGAUGCUGGUAAAAUGUUCGUGGGUGGCCUCAGCUGGGACACGAGUAAAAAGGACCUGAAGGAUUACUUCAGUAAGUUCGGCGAGGUGUCAGACUGCACCAUUAAGAUUGACAACAACACUGGCCGAUCCCGAGGCUUUGGCUUUGUUCUCUUCAAAGACGCCUGCUGUGUGGAUAAGGUGCUUGAGCAGAAAGAGCACAGAUUGGACGGACGUCCAAUCGACCCUAAGAAGGCGAUGGCCAUGAAGAAGGAGCCUGUCAAGAAAAUCUUUGUUGGGGGUUUGAACCCUGAGGCAACCGAGGAUGCCAUCAGGGAAUAUUUCGGAGCCUUUGGAGAGAUCGAAACCAUUGAACUUCCUAUCGACCCCAAAUCAAAGAAAAGGAGGGGUUUCAUCUUCAUCACAUACAAAGAGGAAGCCAGUGUCAAGAAGUGUCUGGAGAAGAAAUACCACAACAUCCAGGGCGGCAGGUGUGAGCUGAAGAUCGCCCAGCCAAAAGAGGUGUACCAGCAGCAGCAGCAGUAUGGACAAGGACGUGGCGGUGGAUAUGGAGGACGGGGAGGAAGGGGCCGUGGAGGUCAGAGCCAGGGCUGGAACCAGGGAUAUGGAAACUACUGGAACCAGGGAUACGGUAACCAAGGCUAUGGCUACAGUGGAUACAGCGGCUAUGGCAACUAUGACUACUCUUCUGGUUACUAUGGAUACGGUCCCGGAUAUGAUUACACAGACCAAGGCAAUGGCAGCUACGGGAAAACUCCAAGACGGGGGGCACACCAGACCGGCUACAAGCCAUACUGAUGAUCACAUGGUAGCGCAAGGACUCCAGUGAUCCAGCGAGACCGACAGCUGGGCGGACACACUGGGAAUGACGCAACCUCUUUUAUGACUGAAGACCAUUUGUACAGAAAACAUCCGAAAUGUAACUUUUUUUUUUUUUUUUUUUUUUUUUUUUUUUUAAAUCCUAUCAUUUUUAGGUUUUACUUUUCCCUUUGGUGUUCUUUUUUUUUCCUUCCACAUUUCCAUCAACGGAAGUGUAAUUUUUACUGUACUUUUUGGUACCUGUUUUGAUUCUAAUGUAUUGUAAGGCUUGUAUUUUACAUGUUUGCUGGCUUUACAGGUUGAAAAUCUUGGCGCUGUAAAGGAGCUUUUUUGACAAAUAAACAGUUUUCAGUAAUUUUUUUCCUGAUGCUUCCAGGUUAUGGGGUGAAAGAUUGUGAAGUUGAACAGAUUUAGGAUUCAGAUGCAGUUGUCAACAUUGAGUUCUCAUGGUCUUUGUGUCGCCACAAUCCAGUGAUCUGUAAUGAAGGAAUGUUGAGCGUAACUCAUGAGCUGUUUCACAUUACCUCAGUCACAUUUGGUAUUUUUUCCCCCCUUUGUGUGGAAUCAUUUUUUUACCAGGUUAUGAUUCCUUAAAACUGAAACAGCUGUCUGCAAACUUAAUAAAUUGACCAGGGAAUUUAACAACUGAAAGCAUACAAGUAUGUGGGAUGUAAUUGAGGGGGAAAAAGAUUUAACCACAUGCCACUGCAGACUUCUUGUUAAAUCAUACCUUUAACAUGACAAGCAAAUUGUUGAGUUUCUAUGCUGGUUUAGUUUGUGUUUGUCAAGUGUCAAUGGUUUUUAGAAAUAACCGCUCUGAAGCUAAAUGUCUGCCUAGUUUGUUUUCUGGACGGACUUCAGGCCCCUGGAGUCUCCUCGGCUAGUGUCUCUGGCAAUUUAUUAGUAAUAAACAUUCUCGUUUGUAA
Plectropomus leopardus (leopard coralgrouper) is the source of this 2062-nucleotide messenger RNA. Its product is annotated as heterogeneous nuclear ribonucleoprotein A/B-like. Gene Ontology annotation, cellular component: chromatin; nucleoplasm. NCBI's taxonomy places the organism in Eukaryota, Metazoa, Chordata, Actinopteri, Perciformes, Serranidae. The record is from RefSeq and is a predicted model, not a curated record. Gene Ontology annotation, molecular function: RNA binding. Gene Ontology annotation, biological process: regulation of gene expression.